UGAUACACGCCUCCUUACAACUUCCGCUAAUGAACGACAACUUUUGCAACGUAGGAAUGCACAGAUUCGGCAAAACUGUUCCAUCGUGACAAUGAAGAAAAUUACAACACAUAAAAAGAUUGAAAUUCCAUGGCACAAUCUGUAAACUUUACCAUGGACCCCCAGGGAAAUGGUCAUGCAGCUGGUUUAUCAGCGAAUGCAGCAGUAUUUAUACCUCGUAAUUAUGGCCCUCCGAUACCACCCUUACAAACAAUACCUACUUACAUGACCAACUGCUUUCCGUUUGUGCAGCCAGAUUUUAAUGGAAACAGACUGGGUGGAAACCAUGGCAACUGGUCCAGACAACAUAGACCAAACAGAUUUGGAAAUAGAAACAAUUCAGGUCACCAUGGAAACAGAUUUCCUACUCCAAACAAAUUUUCAGAACCACCAUUGUUCCCAUUCACAUCACCACCACCUCAAGAUCCAUAUUUCAAUCAGUUCAUGCCACCUCCAAAUAAUUUUCUCAUCAAUAAUAUGACAUCUCUUCCUGUCAUGCCCAGUGAUGGAGAGUCAGGAUUUGAAAAUGAUAUCAACAGCAAUAAUUUCUCAUCAAACAGCAGACGCAGACGAAAUCAAAGAGAUAAAAACAGUAACAAUAUUAAUAACAAUAUAUGGCGAUCCAAUGAGAGUAUAGGAACAGAUGAUAGUGGGAGGAAAACAGACAGUUCUAAUAGACAGCGAAGAAGAACAAAUUCAGGCAAAAAGGGAGGAAGUAAGAAAGAUUCUCCAAGAGCUCCUGUUUUAGUUCUGUAUGAGCGAGAAGUGCAAACAGAUUUUUCCGAGAACUUUGCAUAUAAGACUUUAGAGGAGCAUCCGAGUUCAUUAUACCGUAAAUCACAUAGAAGAAAUAUGCGACAAAAUGACAAUAGAGAACGGGAUAUCAAUUCAGACAGUGGUUACUCAAGUCCUCUUCAUAAGAGAAACCAGAUAACAAUUGGUACCCAAUCUGAUUCUACACUGUCAUGGAAGUUGACCUCUAAUUCUAUCCAAUCAGAUGAUCCAUCUAUAGUUCAUGCUGCAACAGUUCCUCAGCAAAAGUUUUCCUAUGCUUUCAUUGCUCAAAAAGAACCUAGUCCAAGACCUGUGAUAAACCAAGAUAAUCAGAAGAGUGCAGAAAGUGUAAGAACAGGACAACAGAAAUCAUCAAAUAAUCAAAACAAAGGAAAACCAAGUUCUGGAAACCAUGGAAAUAGAUCACAUGAUUCUCAAUUAGCCAAUAGGAACACUUCUAAUACAUAUGAUUUAAAUAAUCAACAUAUCAACAAACAUGCCAACAAAAAAUCAGAAGUUAGUGAUAAAUUUCAGGGAGAUAUUCAAACAAAAAGAAAUCAGGUGAGAAAGACUGGACAAACAAACUCUGAUGAGGAAACAAGAGGCUUCUCAAGGAAAGGAACUACUUCCUUAGAUGAAAAUGAUUAUGGAUUUUCAAGGACUAAAAAUUUACGCUUGGAUAAGCAAGGUGAAAGAAAACAAUCGCAUGAAUCAAAUUUUAAUAAAAACAUUCUGAAGGAGGACAAAAAGAAGGAAAAUGGAGAGAAUUUAGAAAAUGAAUUUAUUGGAAAUGAAGCCGCAGGUGAAAGUGGAGCACAGGGCAAAAAGAAACGUAGACGACGAAGAAAACGAAAAAAGAAGAGCACAGAUGACCCAGCAGAUUCACAAGAUGAAGCUGAUCUUGAACCAAAACAGGAAGUGGAGCUACAUUUUGAAGAUGUGGAAGAAUUUCCUGACUUAAGUAGUGCUAAAGCUUUAAGCAAUAAGUCUUCUGCUGUAGGAAUAUCUUAUAGUGCCAUAUUACAGACUGUACCUGUUAGCAGGCCUUCUACAGUAGAGAGGAAUAAAACAAGUUCCUCCGAAGAUUCUCCAAGAAAAGAUAACUCUAGUUUGGAAGACAAAGGUACAAGAGCAAGCAGAAGAAGAAGGAAAAGAAAAGAUAUACUCAAUACGGCAGCUGAGAAUGAACUGGCAGAGAUAGGCCUAGAACAGCAAAUGUUGAAAGAACAAUGUCUAAAAACCCAAGGACAAAAAAGUCACAAAGAUGAGAAAGGACAGACACCUGGAAUAUUGAAAGUUAAUCCAAAAGCUCAGAAUUCUGGAAAAAAAUCAAAACAAAAUGUGUCAUUAGAUCUUGGGGCUGUUAUUGAUGCACUAGAGCAAAAAAAGACAAUAAGUUUAACAUCUGGUGCUAGAACAGAACAAAAAGUCAAAGCGGAACAACCAAAGAACAAAGAGGAACAGAAAUCCAAAGGAAGUCACAAUGUUUUAGAUGCUAGUGCUCCUAUAAAACGUGGAAAAGAGAGAGAAACGCCAAAGGCAAAGAAACCCAGUCCAUUAAAAAAGGUGAUAUUGAAAGAGAGAGAAGAGAAGAAACAUUUAAAGAUGUUAGAAGGAACAGAAUCAGGAUCAACAGAAGCAGCUGUUGGUAUUGGUGUUGUAAGUGCUGAAAGUGAUCUGUCUCAAGAUGCCAUGAGUACAAAGAGUUCAAUUGAUUACACUGGUACCCCAGGAAGUGCAAACCUGUCUCCAGUCAGUCAGACUUCACCUAUUAGCAUGAGUCCACUGUCUCCUGGAACCAGUCCAUUAAGUUCAGAGGUCAAUAGUCCUAUAGCAGGGGCUGUUGGGAAGGAUGUGGUUAAAAAGAUACACAGCAGAAGAUUUAGAGAAUAUUGUAAUCAGGUGUUAGAUAAAGAUAUUGAUGAAUGUGCCACUACUUUACUACAAGAUCUGGUUAGAUUCCAGGACAGAAUGUACCACAAAGAUCCUUCUAAGGCAAAGUUAAAACGAAGACUGGUGCUUGGUUUAAGAGAAGUUGCAAAACAUUUGAAAUUGAGGAAGAUAAAAUGUGUCAUCAUUUCACCAAAUCUGGAAAAGAUUCAAUCAAAAGGAGGACUAGACGAUGCUUUGAACAACAUCUUGACUUUAUGUAAUGAACAGAAUGUGCCGUUUGUAUUUGCCUUAGGAAGAAGAGCUCUUGGUCGUGCCUGUGCUAAAAUGGUUCCUGUUAGUGUUGUAGGAAUAUUCAACUAUAGUGGCUCAGAGGAGAACUUUAAACAGCUUAUAGAUCUGACGGCCAAAGCAAGGGAAUCUUACGGGGAAAUGGUGGCUGCCAUUGAGAUAGAAAUCAAAGAAUAUCCAAUGAAGAAACAGCAACCUACCAUACCACAUGUGUUUGCCCACAUGGGCCACUCACGCACACCCUCGGGAGCAAGUGUACUUUCUUUUACAAGUAGUAUCUUAUCUGAACCUAUCUCAGAGAACUACCCUCACUCUGAACCAGAGACUGAUAGCAAAGGCUAUGAAAUAGUUAAAGAUGAUGCAUUAAUCAAACAAGGAUUACCGACUGAUUCCUCAGGGUACCAGACACAGAUGAGGAUUAUUCAUUCUAAUACGAAAAAUAACGACGAUGAUGGGAAUGAGGCUGACAAUGAGGAAGAAGGCGACAGAAUCAACAAAAACAGUCUGCGUAAAAGUGAGGAGAAUCUGUCUCUGGACGCUAGUGCUUUACCACACAUUGAUUCUAUACACAGCGGUCCACAUGAUCUCAACACUGAAAUCCUCUCACAACAUUCGGGACGCACGUUGGAAAAUUGUGAGGCAAUGUCUACUCAUUCCUCCAGAACGUUAGGUGACGGUAGCUCAACCAUUCUGGCAGAUUUUGGCGACCGGUCGAAACAUGGCACACCAAAAAGUACCGAAAGUCCGAGUAAUACGUUACAACGAGGGAAAGUUGUUGAUGAAGAAAGAAUACAGCAUUGGGUUGAUGAAACAAGUUCUAGGUUAGAAAAUUUAGCCUUGGAAGAAGAGAGUUAUGAGGAUAGUACAGAUGAAAUGACGGAAAGUGACGAGUCAGACGAAAAAUACAAUUUUGAAAUGCAUAAUGAAGAUAAUAAAAAAAAAAUCAUUCAUUAUUCUGCUGGUGAUACAGAAAAUAAAAAUAAUGAACUUCCCGAAAAUUCUAAAAAGUUGUGUGAUAGUAAAACUGAUAUGGAAAAAGUUAGUGAAAAGCUUCAGAAAAUUGCUUCAGAUAGUUGUGAUGGCGAACAAAUAAAUAGUAAUGCCAUACCAAGCAGUUGUGAUAUUGUAAAUAGCUCUGAUAAUUCAAUGGUGGAGAUAGAAACUGAUUCUAAAAACUGUUCAGAAAAAUCCGAUAUAGAGGAUUCUAAUCCCCUUUCUGAAAAUUCUAAUAUGGCUGACUGUAAAAUCAAUACAGAAAAAGCCAGCACAGAUAUUAGUACUGGUGAUGCAAUAAAGUCCUCUGAUCAACUAAAUGUUAUUUCAGAUACAACUAAAGACCUUACUAGAGACACAAACUUAGAUAAGAACACAACUUCACCUAAAAAUGUUGAAAUCCACUUUGAUUAAAUAGAAUUCUGCAUGUUG
This is a messenger RNA of Mytilus californianus (California mussel), 4419 nucleotides long. Its product is annotated as selenocysteine insertion sequence-binding protein 2-like. NCBI's taxonomy places the organism in Eukaryota, Metazoa, Mollusca, Bivalvia, Mytilida, Mytilidae. The record is from RefSeq and is a predicted model, not a curated record. Gene Ontology annotation, molecular function: mRNA 3'-UTR binding; ribonucleoprotein complex binding; selenocysteine insertion sequence binding. Gene Ontology annotation, biological process: selenocysteine incorporation. The transcript has 18 exons. Gene Ontology annotation, cellular component: ribonucleoprotein complex. Bases 130 to 4401 code for a protein of 1423 amino acids.